CAACAAGAAGGAAGAGCAAUGGCGACAUUGGAUCGCCAAAUACCAAGUCCGGACAGCUUCCUCUGCGAGCCUUGGUCUUCCUUCGUCAGUGUGGCUCAAUUACGUGUUGUUGACAACGCAGACACAGACUCGUCCCUGGCUGACGGCGACCACGCAGAAGGUGUUCAGCCGAUCGGGAGACAAGAGAUGUUUGUCCACAGCCAUUUUCCUGCACUGGAGGAUUUUUCUCUUGUUGUGUGCAAUGUCUGCAAUAAGGUGGUCACUCCUCAGGGAAUGCUCUCACACUAUGGUAGUUGGGGUGUAGUUUCCCUGUGAGACAGACAGAGAGACAAACAGUCCUGGACCACACCACCCCUCCUAUUCCCUCCUUACCCUGCACCCUGCAAAGACAUGCAUAGCAAAAACCAAAAGCGGCAUGGCUCCCCUGUACCUUCCCGCAGUCCCCUGGUUCCCAUGAAGCCCAAAGCGCCUGCCGUGGCCCCCACCGUGGCUCCCAGUCCCGGGGACACUCUGGCCUUCAGGGUGCCUAAAGAUUAUCCCCACUCACGUUUCAACAAGGCACCACUGGCUGUCUACCCACCCAAGGGGGCGCGGAACAAACCAUGUGUAUCACUUCCUGUCGUCAGCCUGGAGAAGAUGCCCUGCCUCAGCAGAGGCGACUCUGCGUCUCACGUGCGCCUCAGCUCGAACUCUCCGUCGUCUUCGUCCCCCUCCCUCAAACCUCCCUGCUUCACUCCUCCAGCUUCUCAACGAUCCGGGGAGAAGCUCACGAACGGUCGUGCCAAUAGCGGACCCUCCACGCCGCGCUCCGUCACCCCUCCGUCCUCUCAGGACGGGAGGCCCAGUCCGGCGCGGUCUCCCCUGGAUAGAAGGCUGUCGUUGACUCCUUCUCCCUCUCGCAUGGACAAAAAACCCUCGCCAUCAACCGUGUUCUCGCACAGAGCUGGCAACAACGUGCCAUCGUCGUUAUCAUCAUCAUCAUCUUCGUCAUCAUCAUCACUGUCAUCAUCAUCAGUGGAAAAGAAGCUCCAGGAUGGAACUAAAGCUUCCUCCAGGUCACAUCGAAGACUCUCAGGGAGAGUGUUUGACCCCAACAAACACUGUGGAGUCCAGGACCCCGAGACAAAACGGCCGUGUACCAGGUCCCUCACCUGCAAGACUCACUCCUUAACCCACCGCCGAGCCGUCCCAGGCAGGAGGAAGAAUUUUGACCUCCUCCUUGCCGAACACAAAGGCCGGGCGAAGGAGAAGGAGGGAGUGAAGGAGAAAGACAAGGAGGGAGGGACGGGAGGGAAGGACGGCUGCAGCCAAAGCACCAGCGUACAGGAGAGUCCGAGUAAACCUCACUGCCCCAACGGUCGACCCCUGUCCACGCUCAGGCUCCGGCUGGCAAAUGCACACAUACCCAGGGCUCCGGGCAGCUCCAUCACCUCCACCUCCAGUCCUCUGCCCCCGGCACAGACCCCUGCUGUGGCCCCUAACUCGGAGCUCUCCCCUCUCAGCUCGGUGACGGCGGCAGGAGACGGUGGGCGGCUCUCCAGUGAUGAAGGAGACGCAGAGACUCCGGAGGACAACGACAGACCCGCUUUCCAGUACUCCAGCCACCACCCACAGCCACUGGGGCUCUGCGUAUUCAGCAGCAGGCUGAUGGGACGCGGACACUACGUGUUCGACAGGCGGUGGGACAAGAUGAGGCUGGUCCUGCAGAGCAUGUUGGAGAAACACCUCAACGCACAGAUGUGGAGGAAAGUGCCUCUGGCUGCUGAGAGCCACACCCCCCUCUCCCCGUCUUCCACGUCCUCCGUCACACCACAGCUGACCUCUUCUCCUACAUCUGUAUUCCUGCCCUCUGACUCCUCUCCUCACACGGCCACUUUCCCUCAGUCCACAUCCACGACGGGGCUGUUCAGCAUCCGGGAUGCCGCCCACACCCCGAUAUCCGGUAAAGCCCGUAAUGGAGCCCAUAAAACCGGUCGUUCGCCGAAAGGAAAGGAGGAGGACACCGAAGUGGGAACCAAGAAGAGGAAAAACUCCUCCCACAUUUCUGCUUCUCUUUCCUCUCACUCCUCUCUGUAUUUGACUGUGGAUAAUCACAAAAAAAACGGCAACAGCUAUCAUCCGACAAUACCAGUGUCAGGGGGGGCAGCUGCCUCCCCCGCCAUGAGAAAGACACUUGGGAGGGAAGGGCUUUGGCACAGUGGAGAUGACUGGCCGUCCAGAUCUGAAGGGUCUCAAAGCUUCAACUCACAGAGCAGUCGCAGUCUCAGCACCACUGGUUUACCUUCAAGGGAACUUCCUCAGCCCCCAGCUCCCGCCGCAGCCCAUUUAUCAUACGGUGUUGGAGGGAUGGAGGCGAAGAAGAGGAGAAGUCCAGGCUCCAUCAGAGGGAAGGCCAGCAAGCUGAGCAAGCCGGACGGACUGGAGAGCCUCUUCGGAAAGGGAAACGACAUCGGGGGCAUUCUGGCAUCUGGGUCGGACUCACCGAGGCAGGCCAAGUUGCAUCACUGACAGGAAUCUGCAGGUAACCCCCCCCGCCCCCACCGCGACGUCCCACCGUGCCACUCUCUUCCAGCGACGGCCCCCAUCGUCGCUCAAGACUCUCUUCAUUUUUACGAUGUCAUGCUUGUUUACCUGAUAACAGUUCGGUUCAGCUGAGUUUGGACUGCAGAGUUUUCACACACACACGAGGAAGGAAGGAAAAGGAAAAGGAAAAGCCACCGAGCAUCACUGUGGUUGCCCUGGUUUUUUUUUUUUUUUUUGUUUUGUUUUUUUAGAGGUAGAUGGAUUUACAAAGAAAUGUACUCCGGAAAGGGAAAUGCCCUUUUUAAGUUUUUUUUUUUUAAGGCAUUUUUUCAAUGGACAAAAAAACUGUGGUUGCCCAGUUUGAUCAGCUGAGCAGCUGGGUUAAAGUGUAUUCUUGGGGAGACAGAGAAUUGAAGGACCUACCGACACGACUACUGUAGGACUCAGCAGCGCCACCUCUGUCCUCGCCUCUUCUUCUCCCUGUUUCUCACCUCGUCUCAGGCAGAGAUGAGUUUGUUGUUCUUUUGGGGUUUUUUGUUUUUUGUUUUGGUGCCUCUACCUUUGUCUGCAACUUUCUACUCCUAUCCCAGCAUGCCCUUGUUCAAAGUGCACUUAUUAACGUCUCUUCCCUCCUGGCUGUCUCCACACAUGUCUCCAGUAGUGCCACAACAGGACCUGUUCACACGGGGAAGGAAAUGAUCUGUCUUACCAAUGACAACUCAUCAAUGCAUUGCAUUUUCAAUAAAGGAAGAAGUCUAACUUUGAAGGUUUUUCAAAGUUCUGCUUUACAUGUUGCAAGAAACACAAACUCCUACACAUGUUUGCACUUGCAACCAAAAAGGAAUUAUUACUACGGUGUUGGAUUUUCUUUUCUUUUUUUUUUGUAUAAUAAUUUAUAUACCUACAUAAUGUUUGUUUUCAAACUGACUGGUAAGGUUUGAGCUACAGGUGGUCUUUUAAGCAAAAAAUAAUAAUUUCUAUGGCAUUUUGAAGAAAUGUUGAAAGUAUUGUGAUUGUUCAUAUUGUUGAAAAAAAAAAGUCUGUACAUAUCUGUUCUUAUUUUUAUAUUUAUUAUCGAUUGUCCCCUUUCGUCUAAAUGUGAGCUAAAGAAGGAAUUAGCUUCAGCUUCUCACCUUAUCCUGUUGUAUUCCGGUUUCUCAAAACCUUCUGAGAAUUAGUCAAGAAAAGCUAGUUUGGAAAUUACGUUAACUCUCAAAUAUUAAUGCAGUUGUUUGUGUUUUAUUCACUGUUCAUCAGUGUUUUCAACUCCCAAAGAAAUCUGGUCAAUUGACAUGGUGACAUGGUUUAACUUCCGUACACCUGUUUUCAAUGAUCAUUCAAAUAUGAAAAGGAAAGUAUAAAAGAAGGCCAAACCAACAGGUGGCGCUAAUUCUUUUUAAAAAUAGAACCAACAUUGAAGACAUAUGCCACAUCCUGCAAGAUGUGAAUAGCGCAAAUUCGUCCUUGUGGUCACCCUUGGUACUGCAGCCAAAAGUACUAGUGCAUUUUUUUCCACAGUAAUUAAAGACACACGUUUAAAGCUAAUGUGAGAACCCUUUUAAACAACCCUGUUCCAUGUUUUAGAUUUUGGUACUUUUUAUUCUUUUGAUACUCUAGGCACGCCGAUAUAUUGAGUUUUCUGAAAAACAGUAUAAUUGUAGGAAAACUUUAUCAGCAUAGUAAACACACUGUGCUGUUACAUCCUCAACAUCAGGUUUCUAAAACUGGAACAGUGGGAUCAGCAUUUGUAAUCACUGAAGAAAAUGAAAAUGAACUAACGCCAUGAAUAUAUGUAUGAAGAAUAUCGAUACAGUGUUGUGAAACUAAAUCUGGCAGUAUUCAGUGUGUCGAUAUUUUCUUACACCCCUACUAAUAGCCACAAAUUAUAAAUUCACUGUAAACAGGAGGUCGCCCUUGGACCAAGGUGCUGAUCAGCAUUUUGAUGUCCUUCAACGUGACGUUGCUGUCACUAAGGAAAUUUUUAAUCGUAUAAAAAUGUAAAAUGCACACCAGGUAUAUGGAGAUCACCUCACCUUGAGCCAAGUUCAGUCACUUCCUGCUUCCAUCUCUCGGUCUGCUGCUCAUCAUCCUGACAGAGAAUCUAUUUUGUAUUCAUUCGAGCCUCUGAUGUUGCAGAAUCUCCUUUAUUAGGGUUGGGUUUUUUUUCCCGGCAAGGCACUUAUUCAGUGCUUCAUUACUACGUUUCUCUUUAUUUGAAAGGUUGGUUUUGUGAAACCAGGCAUUGGUUAGUAUUUGUAAUAGCAUAAAAAGCCCCACAUUCCUGUUUGCGUUUGGCUGUGGACUUCAAACCCACACUUUCUUUCAAGCUGGUUUUAUCUCCAGAGACUGAUGGGUAGAGAUCUGAAGUCAAACACUUCUCAGACCCCGGGGGGCAGGUGGUCUAUAUAUAUAUAUUUUUUUUUACUGUAGAUAGACAUGCUUUAAUCUCACUGUGUACAAUUAUUAAGCCUACUAUUACACAAUAGAAGCAUUUCUCUCUUUUUGUUUUAUCUGUUUUCUCCGUUCUAAAGAGAUCCUGUUGCCACCUGCCUCAUAAUUGUCGCUUAAAUAUUGUGCGGUUGAGCAGCUUUUUUAGCGAGUAUAAUAAUCAAUUUGCACUAAGAUGUUUAAUGUGGGAGAACAGAACCACCCUGACUUAAUGUUGACACUUUUAGAAACAAUAUUUUACCAUUUGUUGCAGCUAAAGUUGAAGAUGAAGCUCAUGGAUUAUGUUUAUUUCACAGGUGGUGUACUGUAUAUUUUGGGGUUUUUGCUACUUUAAAUUCUACAGGUUUAUUUACUGUUUUUGUCUACUUUUUUUAACCUUCCCUGCUCCCUUUUUUGUUGCACUUUGUCAUAAAGCCCAGAUCUUUAAUCAAUUUCUAUUUAUAUAAAUAUUUGAGAUAUAAAUGAUUUAAUCUAUUUUUUUUUUCAGGCAAGUGUUUCAGGCGACUAGUCACAAAAAGUUAGCAGUAUACCCUUCGCGGCUUGGCCCCUAAAAUAUUACGCUAUUUUUGGUAUAUCUUUUUUUAUAUGUUCUCUAUCUUUCACUAUCUGAUCCAAACUGUGGUGACUGUUGAAUGUCAUUGUUUUUGUGUAAACGUUGAGGAGUUUCAUUCAAUGUGGGUUCAGAUUGAAAACAAGUUUUUGUUUUGUUUGUUUUUUUCAUUCAAUUUAACACAUGCUGUAAAAAGAAAUGUUCUUACGUCAUUAAGCUUUUAUUAAAUGAUUGAAAGUG
Messenger RNA from Cynoglossus semilaevis (tongue sole), 5761 nucleotides. It is a transcript of the gene atxn7l1, whose product is annotated as ataxin 7-like 1. The transcript is spliced from 13 exons. Lineage: Eukaryota; Metazoa; Chordata; Actinopteri; Pleuronectiformes; Cynoglossidae. The coding region runs from base 391 to 2508 and encodes 705 amino acids. The record is from RefSeq and is a predicted model, not a curated record.